This is a messenger RNA of Cariama cristata (Red-legged seriema), 1771 nucleotides long. Its product is annotated as tyrosine-protein phosphatase non-receptor type 11-like. The transcript is spliced from 14 exons. Gene Ontology annotation, molecular function: protein tyrosine phosphatase activity. Gene Ontology annotation, biological process: protein dephosphorylation. NCBI's taxonomy places the organism in Eukaryota, Metazoa, Chordata, Aves, Cariamiformes, Cariamidae. The annotation marks the transcript as partial. The record is from RefSeq and is a predicted model, not a curated record.
GUGGUUUCAUCCCAACAUCAGCGGAAUUGAGGCAGAGAAGCUGCUCCUGACCAGGGGUGUCCAUGGCAGCUUUCUGGCUCGACCCAGUAAGAGCAACCCAGGAGAUUUCACUCUCUCGGUCAGAAGAAACGAUGAGGUGACGCACAUUAAGAUCCAGAACACAGGGGAUUACUAUGACCUGUACGGAGGUGAGAAGUUUGCCACCCUUGCAGAGCUGGUACAGUACUACACGGAGCAGCAGGGACUGCUGCGGGAGAAGAACAGCAAUGUCAUCGAGCUGAAGUAUCCUCUCAACUGCCAGGACCCCACCUCGGAGAGGUGGUACCACGGGCAUCUCACCGGCAAGGAGGCAGAGAAGCUUCUGACAGAGAAGGGGAAACCAGGUAGUUUUCUGGUGCGAGAAAGCCAGAGCAAACCAGGAGACUUUGUAUUGUCGGUGCUGACAAAUGAGGAUAAGAUGGAAACUGGGGACCGGAAACCACACGUGACGCACGUGAUGAUCCACUACCAGCCAGACGGGAAGUAUGACGUGGGAGGAGGCGAGAGGUUUGACACGCUCACAGACUUGGUGGAGCACUAUAAGAAAAACCCCAUGGUGGAGAAAUCUGGAGCUGUGGUUCAUCUGAAGCAGCCGUUCAACGCCACGCGCAUCAACGCAGCUAACAUUGAAAACAGAGUGAAGGAGCUGAACAAAAUGGCAGACCACAGUGAGAAGGCCAAGCAAGGCUUCUGGGAAGAGUUUGAGAUGCUGCAGCAACAAGAGUGCAAGCUCCUCUACCCCAGGAAGGAGGGCCAGCGACCAGAGAACAAGGCUAAGAAUCGCUAUAAGAACAUCCUUCCCUUCGAUACCACACGGGUGGCACUCCGAGAUGUGGAUGAGAGCGUGCCUGGCUCGGACUACAUCAAUGCCAACUAUAUCAAGAGCAUCCCUGAAGAUGGAAGGAACUCGGAGCACUGCAAGAUCUAUAUAGCCACCCAGGGCUGCCUGCAGACGACGGUGAAUGACUUCUGGGCCAUGGUUUAUCAGGAGAACAGUCACGUCAUUGUCAUGACAACCAAGGAGGUGGAGCGGGGCAGGAACAAAUGCUUCCGUUACUGGCCAGACAAGAGUUGCACCAAGGAAUACGGGUGCAUCUGUGUGCGAAACGUGAGCGAGCGUGAGGCCCAGGGCUAUUACCUUCGGGAGCUGGAGAUCUCACGGACUGACAGGGAUGAGCGCCCAAGGCUGGUGAAGCACUAUCAGUAUUUUAGCUGGCCAGACCAUGGGGUGCCCAAUGAACCAGGAGGGGUUCUGAGCUUUCUGGACCAAGUGAAUCGGGCACAGCGAAGCAUUCCGGACACGGGGCCGAUCAUCGUGCACUGCAGUGCUGGAAUAGGACGCACAGGCACCAUCAUAGUGAUAGAUAUUCUGGUGGAUAUUAUUCACAGGCAAGGUUUGGACUGCGAUAUCGACAUCCCCAAAACUAUCCAGAUGGUACGCAGGCAGCGUUCGGGCAUGGUGCAGACAGAGGCGCAGUACAAAUUUGUUUACAUGGCUGUUCAGCAGUACAUUGAGGCUGAGCAGAAGAGGUUGGAAGAAGAACAGAGGAAUAAAAGGAAAGAGCGAGACUACUUGAAUAUUGGCUACUCUCCUAUGGAAAAAGGCAGAGCCAAGGGGCAGCCCCCUUCGCCACGGACCCAGCCUGGGGUUGACGAUGAGUCGGCUUCCGUCUACGAGAAUCUUAACGUCAAAAGCCCAAAGGUUUCAGGGAUGAGUAAUACAGGGCGAUAA